AUGGUUGGUAUUAUUUUUCAUCUCUCUCUCUCUAUCUAUCUAUCUAUCUAUCUAUCUAUCUAUCUAUCUGGCUGUCUGUCUGUCUAUCUAUCUAUCUAUCUAUCUAUCUAUCUAUUUCAGUUUUUAUUGCUGGUAAUAUUUUUUUAUCUAUCUAUCUAUCUAUUUCAGUAUAUAUUGAUUUGGUUUGGCUUGUUUUAUGACAUAUCAACCUCAAUGGUUGGUAUUAUUUUUCAUCUCUCUCUCUCUCUCUCUCUCUCUCUCUCUCUCUCUAUCUAUCUAUCUAUCUAUCUAUCUGGCUGUCUGUCUAUAUACCUAUCUAUCUAUCUAUCUAUCUAUAUAUUGAUUUGUUUGGUUUGUUUUAAAAAAUGUCAACUUCCUAUCUAUCUAUCUAUUUCUAUUUCAAAAUAUAUUGAUUUGGUUUUGUUUUAUUUAUCAACCCAAUGGGUUGGUAUUAUUUUUUUCAUAUCAAUUCAUCUCAUCUGGUGUUAUUUAAUCAUCAAUUCAAUCAUUUUAUCCCCAUUCAUCUAUAAUAUUUUUAUCUAUCUAUCUAUCUAUCUAUUGCUAUCUAUCUAUCUAUCUAUCUAUCUAUCUAUCUAUCUCAAUCUCAGUAUAUAUUGA
Acanthosepion pharaonis is the source of this 618-nucleotide messenger RNA. The record is from the annotation of a GenBank genome assembly. NCBI's taxonomy places the organism in Eukaryota, Metazoa, Mollusca, Cephalopoda, Sepiida, Sepiidae.